This is a messenger RNA of Monoraphidium neglectum, 235 nucleotides long. RefSeq lists its product as hypothetical. The annotation marks the transcript as partial. The record is from RefSeq and is a predicted model, not a curated record. The transcript has a single exon. NCBI's taxonomy places the organism in Eukaryota, Viridiplantae, Chlorophyta, Chlorophyceae, Sphaeropleales, Selenastraceae.
CUGCACAAGCUACCAGCCGAGCCUGGGCGGCUUCUGCUGGAACCGCCAGCCAGACUUCUCCGCCUACAGGGAGCCCACCUUUGGCGCAGCUUCCCUGAAGCUUCUCAACGCCACCCACGCCGACUGGAAGUUCUACCGCACCAGCGAGAAGACAAAGCAAGGAUAUGAGGUGGCGGACGGGGUUAUAAUCAACAGGCUCGACCAGAAGGGCUGCCCCAACCAUGCGUUCCUGUGA